Molecule: messenger RNA, 1163 nt
Organism: Eruca vesicaria subsp. sativa (arugula)
Lineage: Eukaryota; Viridiplantae; Streptophyta; Magnoliopsida; Brassicales; Brassicaceae
Source: the annotation of a GenBank genome assembly
AUGGAUUACAGCUGUCUAGACGACAACACUAGCAACAACACUUCAGAAACUCUCUCCAUGUCUAAAACCACACCAUCUCCUCCUCCUCCUCCGACAGCGAUGCGUCUCUACAGAAUGGGAAGCGGAGGAAGCAGCGUGGUUCUUGAUUCAGACAACGGCGGCGUCGAGACAGAGUCACGUAAGCUCCCCUCGUCGAAGUUCAAAGGCGUCGUCCCUCAGCCUAACGGAAGAUGGGGAGCUCAGAUUUACGAGAAGCAUCAGCGCGUCUGGUUAGGCACUUUCAACGAGGAGGAAGAAGCCGCAGCUUCUUACGACGUCGCUGCUCGGAGAUUCCGCGGCCGCGACGCCGUCACGAACUUCAAGUCUCCGGCGAGUGAUGCGGAGUCCGCUUUCCUCGAGGGGCAUUCCAAGGCCGAGAUCGUUGACAUGUUGAGGAAACACACUUACGCCGACGAGUUUCAACAGAGUAAAAAAAAGUUACUUGACGGCGGUGGUGACGGUAACGGAAAACACUGUGUUAUUAACGAAAACGACGGCGUUUUGAGAGAUUUUCUUUUCGAGAAAGCGGUUACGCCGAGCGAUGUUGGGAAGCUAAACCGGUUGGUUAUACCGAAACAGCACGCGGAGAAGCAUUUUCCGUUACCGGCGAUGACUACGAAAGGCGUUCUGAUUAAUUUGGAGGACAGGACAGGGAAAGUGUGGCGGUUCCGUUACUCGUACUGGAACAGUAGUCAAAGUUACGUGUUGACCAAGGGGUGGAGCCGGUUCGUUAAGGAGAAGAAUCUGAGAGCUGGUGAUUUGGUUUGUUUCGAGAGGUCGACCGGAUCGGACCGGAAAUUGUUUAUUGAUUGGAAAGUUCGGUCUGGUAUUGGGCGAAUUGAUCCGGUUCAGAAUGUGGUUAGGCUUUUCGGGGUCAAUAUUUUCGAUGCGACGACUAACGACGUCGUAGCGGAGAGCGGUGGCAAGAAGAGAUCUCUGGAAGUUGAUUUGUUCGCGUUAGGAUGUUCCAAGAAGCAGGCCAUAAUCAACGCUUUGUGACCAUUUCAUUUUUCAUUUUAUUUUUUUUCACAUUUAUUCGCAGAAAAAUCUAUCAAAUUGGCAAGUUGUAAAUUAGGAUAAGACAAGUAAAAUGAUGACUAGGAAAUAGUUUUUUUUUUUUUUUU